This is a messenger RNA of Vicia faba (fava bean), 612 nucleotides long. The record is from the annotation of a GenBank genome assembly. NCBI's taxonomy places the organism in Eukaryota, Viridiplantae, Streptophyta, Magnoliopsida, Fabales, Fabaceae.
AUGAUUGGAGAGCUUAAGAAACUUGUUGAAGAGGGAAAAAUAAAAUACAUCGGUUUGUCUGAGGCCUCGGCCGCAACAAUCCGGAGAGCACACGCAGUUCAUCCAAUAACAGCUGUGCAGUUGGAGUGGUCAUUAUGGUCAAGAGAUGUCGAGGAAGAAAUAAUUCCAACUUGCAGGGAGCUUGGUAUUGGAAUUGUUGCAUAUAGUCCUCUUGGGCGAGGAUUCUUUUCAUCAGGAACAAAGUUGGUUGAGAACAUGUCACAGGAUGAUUACCGAAAGCAUAUGCCUAGAUUUCAACCUGAAAACCUGCAGCAGAACCAAACUAUAUUUGACAGAGUUAAUGAACUGGCUGCAAAGAAAGGGUGUACUCCAUCUCAGCUUGCACUAGCAUGGCUUCGUCACCAAGGAAAUGAUGUAUGCCCGAUACCCGGAACAACCAAAAUUGAGAACUUGAAUCAAAACAUUGGUGCUUUAUCUGUCAAACUAACACCAGAAGAAAUGACAGAAAUUGAGUCCUUAGCAGAUGCUGUUAGGGGUGAUAGAUAUGCCGAGGGUAGAAAUACAUGGAAGGAUUCCGAUACUCCACCACUCUCUUCAUGGAAAGCUGCAUAA